AUGGCAUCAUCAUCAACUGGUGAGGAUCCUUUGUAUUGUGGUCCCGAAGACCCGAGCGUACUUUACUUGCAACCGUAUCACAUAACCGAAAGCAUAAUCUCUGAGAAUGAUACAGACCCCUUCCAACCGCGCAAAUUGGAUAAUAACAUUUUUCAAGCUCAAAUGCAUGACCGUGUGUUGGGGCAUAUAGAGCGGAUGGGGUUUGGUGGCAUAUACCACUGUGGAAAACCGAAAAUGUUGGACGCUUCACUUAUCGGGGCAUUGAUUGAGAGGUGGCGUCCUGAGACACACACGUUUCACCUUCCAGUUGGUGAAGCUACAGUGACCCUUCAGGAUAUCGAGGUGCUUUGGGGUUUAAGGGUCGAUGGUGAACCAGUUAUCCUUCCACAAGUGAACUACCCGAGGCAGUACUGGAUGGAAACGUGUUUGUCGCUUUUGGGUAUUGAACCAAGUCAGGCUGAGUUGAAGUUGGGAGGAUUUAAUGCCUCUACACUGAAGGAUGUUGUUAGCCACCGUCUUGACGACGAUCUACCUGAGCAUUAUUACAUGCAGCAUGCACUGUUCACAACUGAGUUGGGGUGCAGCAGCGCUUGCCACUUUAUAUCACUAUCUUUGUGA
Molecule: messenger RNA, 618 nt
Organism: Salvia hispanica
Lineage: Eukaryota; Viridiplantae; Streptophyta; Magnoliopsida; Lamiales; Lamiaceae
Source: RefSeq, a predicted model, not a curated record